AUGGGGGGAUCCCGGCCCUAUUUCCCCUUUGGGAUCGGCGGGUUUUAUUCCUACGCCCCGCCGCCCGGCCCCGGCCCCUCCCGGCCCCGCACGUCCUUCCUCAUCCAGGACAUCCUCCGGGACGGGCCGGAGCGCGCCCGGAGCGCGGGGAAUGCGGGGCUGCGAGCGGCCGGGGACGCGGGGACAGCGGCCAGCCCGGCCCCGGGACACCCCCCCGGGGAUCCCCACCCCCGAAACCCCGGAGAGCACCGAGCCGCAGGGACAGCCCGGGAGAUGGACACAGACACCCUGGCGGAGAAUUCCCUCCCCGAUUCCUCCCGCCCCACGACCCCGCGCCCUCCCCGGCAAACCAAGCGCUCCCGAGCCGCCUUCUCCCACAGCCAAGUGAUCGAACUGGAGCGCAAAUUCAGCCACCAGAAAUACCUGUCGGCCCCGGAACGCGCCCACCUGGCGCGGCACCUGCAGCUCACCGAGACCCAGGUSAAGAUCUGGUUCCAGAACAGGAGGUACAAGACCAAGAGGAAAGAGCUGGGGAAUGGUUUGAGCCGCUUGGACUCGCGGGGUGGUGGCCAAGGAGCGGCCGAAUCGCCGGGGACGGCGCUGCUGGCGCUGCGAGGAGCCUGGCCAUACCUGCCCUGCCUCUACUACGUCAACGGAUGGAGCCCCUCCUGGUAG
This is a messenger RNA of Malurus melanocephalus (red-backed fairy wren), 675 nucleotides long. RefSeq names its product homeobox protein Nkx-3.1-like. Bases 1 to 675 code for a protein of 224 amino acids. NCBI's taxonomy places the organism in Eukaryota, Metazoa, Chordata, Aves, Passeriformes, Maluridae. The record is from RefSeq and is a predicted model, not a curated record. Gene Ontology annotation, cellular component: nucleus. The transcript has 4 exons. Gene Ontology annotation, biological process: cell differentiation; regulation of transcription by RNA polymerase II. Gene Ontology annotation, molecular function: DNA-binding transcription factor activity, RNA polymerase II-specific; RNA polymerase II cis-regulatory region sequence-specific DNA binding.